Abrus precatorius (Indian licorice) is the source of this 2264-nucleotide messenger RNA. RefSeq names its product E3 ubiquitin-protein ligase RNFT1-like. Gene Ontology annotation, biological process: positive regulation of ERAD pathway. The transcript has 8 exons. NCBI's taxonomy places the organism in Eukaryota, Viridiplantae, Streptophyta, Magnoliopsida, Fabales, Fabaceae. Bases 454 to 1935 code for a protein of 493 amino acids. Gene Ontology annotation, molecular function: ubiquitin protein ligase activity. The record is from RefSeq and is a predicted model, not a curated record.
ACUUUUCUCCUAUUCUUUCCUUCAUCAUAUUCUUCAUCAUCUUCUUCUUCAUUUUUCUGCCACCACCGUUACUGGUUCAGCUCAAACCCUCUUCACCCGUUAGCCAUUUCUCAUUUCCAUUGUACCCAAAGCUGUCUCUUUUUCAUUUCUUUCUCAUUUGUUUAAUCCAUAAUCUCUCAGGUAACAUAAAAGCUAAUGCAUCUCUCUUCUCUUCUUCCUUCAUUAUCAUCUUUUCUCACCCCUUUUGGGCAUUCACCUUGUUUUCUUUCCCUCUCUCUCAAUUAGCUCCAUUCCCAUUCUGGGUCAUAAAAAAAACUUUUUUUUGGGGAAAAAUCGUUUUUUUAACGUGUGAUCAGACCCAAAAUUAGAAAAUAGUAGAAAAAGAGGUAAGAUCAAACAGAAGAAAGGUAAAGUGAAAAUUAGGGUUUUUUUAUUUUUUGUUUUGUGUCUAAGAUGGAAAGUUUGGGUGCUAAUUCAGACCAGUACGCCACCGUUUCAUCUAAUUCAUCAUCAUCGUCAUCAUCAUCGUCUGGAGGUGUUAGUAGUAGUGAUGAUAGCAAUGGUAACAGUAAUGGAAGUCUUACCUGGUAUGGAAUGAGGUUUCCCUCUGUUAGCCCCUUUCGUUCCCCACUCUCCUUUUUAUUGGAUUACUCUGGCAUUCUACGAUCACCCGAUGAUUCUGACGCUGUGAUUGUCAACAAUGGAGUUUCUGGUUCAGAAUUAAGGUCUCAGCUUCAAACUCAACCGGUUGAUGCUGCUGCUUCGGGGAACAGUGCAGGGGAAGUUGCAAUAAGGAUCAUCGGAACUGGGGAGCAUGAUCAAAAUGAGCCAAGUGGAUCGAGCCAAGUGGGUUAUGAUGAUUGUGAUGUUGUGAUGGGUGAUAGAGAAGGACUGCCUGCAUUGGAUGAUGAUGGUGCUGAGGGUCAUGGUGGAAGUGAGAGGGUUCCUUUGGUGUCGUCUUCUUCAGCUUCGUCCUUGGCUGGUAGUGGACAGGUUGACGGUGAUGCCACUGGGAAUGGCAUAGAAAGUGAAAGUAGAGAUUCCUCUUCCUACCAGAGGUUUGAUAUCCACCAAAUUGCCAAGUGGAUUGAGCAGAUUCUUCCUUUCUCGCUCUUGUUGUUGGUUGUUUUCAUCCGCCAGCAUUUGCAAGGUUUCUUUGUCACAAUUUGGAUAUCAGCUGUGAUGUUCAAGUCAAAUGAAAUUGUUAAGAAGCAGACAGCUUUAAAGGGAGAUAGGAAAGUCUCCAUUCUUGUUGGUAUCUCUUCUGCAUUCAUGCUUCACGUGAUGUGCAUUUACUGGUGGUAUCGAAAAGAUGAUCUUUUGUACCCACUGGUCAUGUUUCCUCCAAGAGAAACACCUUUCUGGCAUGCAAUAUUCAUUAUCUUGGUCAAUGAUACAUUGGUGCGGCAAGCUGCAAUGGCUGUCAAGUGUGUCCUACUUAUCUAUUACAAAAAUGGCAAAGGUCAUAACUUCCGCCGGCAGGCUCAAAUGUUAACUUUGGUUGAGUACACCCUACUAUUGUAUCGUGCCUUGUUGCCAACACCGGUUUGGUACCGGUUUUUUCUGAACAGGGAUUAUGGCAGUCUCUUCUCAUCACUGACCACUGGGUUGUAUUUAACUUUCAAGCUCACAUCUGUCCUUGAGAAGUUCCAAUGCUUCAUUUCUGCCUUAAAAGCGUUAUCAAGCAAGGAAGUUCACUAUGGGGUUUAUGCCACAAUGGAACAGGUUAAUGCUGCUGGUGACCUAUGCGCUAUAUGUCAAGAGAAGAUGCAAGCCCCUAUCUUGUUGCGCUGUAAACACAUUUUCUGUGAAGAUUGUGUAUUAGAGUGGUUUGAGAGAGAGAGGACUUGCCCUCUAUGCCGAGCAUUGGUUAAACCUGCUGACCUCCGAACCUUUGGAGAUGGAUCGACGAGUCUGCUUUUCCAGUUGUUUUAAACUCACAAAUCUGAGUUGGAUCAUAGUUUUGAGCCAUCCACUACCUAAAAUGUGUUAUGCUCAAUGCUCUGAUUUGGUAAGAUUUUUUAUCAAUCAAUUCCUAGGAAAUGUGAUGUAGGAAAUCAUCGAAGACAUGGCUUAGACGUUCAUGUUCUCUUGUAAUGAGGUCAAAUAUGUACAAAUAACUCAACAGCCAGAUACUCAAACCCGGGGGAAUCCACUAACCUGAUAUAUUCCUCAUAUCUCAGACAGUAUGAUGAACACAAAUGUGUUCAUGAUGUCAAAUCAUUUUAACAUUCAUCUAUAUUCUAUGUCAAUUGAGUUAUUCU